This is a messenger RNA of Paramisgurnus dabryanus, 2670 nucleotides long. The record is from RefSeq and is a predicted model, not a curated record. NCBI's taxonomy places the organism in Eukaryota, Metazoa, Chordata, Actinopteri, Cypriniformes, Cobitidae.
AGACGAGAGGCAAGACUAUCAUCACGCUUGCUGUCGAUGAUAAUUGUAAAUUGACUUAACAACCUGUCCUAUGUUGCACAGAUGAUUCUCAUCCCUUGCGCUCCUUUUGAUGACUUCCCUGGCGUGCUGAGAUCCCUUUCAUAAUUAUCAAUCACAUCCUGUAGACGCUGUAUGGUAUUCCUGCGGUUUCAUUGGCUCUGAUCCAUCUCAGUGGGUCAGACGGACCACCGCUUAUCAGCUCAGUGGCUGUAUUAACUACGGGUGACGUCAGCUCCUGUGUGUUAAGCAGAAGGGCACAGCCAUCCUUCUUCAGAGGUACAUCACUAAGCUGAUAUGGUGCGCUCGCUGACAAACUGUGCCUGAAUCUGUGGCUAUAUUUAGCUCUGCCUGUUUGGUUUUAGGGGCAGAUUAACGUGAAGAGAUGAAAAUGGGAGCGAGGGAUAUCCGUAACGCUCCAAUGAUGGAAUUUAUGGAGGAACCUGCAGCCUGUGAUGGAAGCUAAAGGUUUAUCUGGAUGGUUGUAGCUCGUUUCAGGUGGAUCGGUUCUCUGUGGAUAGACAGUCAAGAGUGAGUUUGUCCCCUGAGGGUGACUGAGGGAGUGAAAGCAAGGCAUUCUGGGAUUCCAAGCCCCUGCCCUGGAUGAGUCUCCGCCAGCAUCAGCAGAGGAAGAUUUUGCUCAAUGUUGCCUCUUUAUACCCCGAUGCUCAGCUCCAGUGAAAUCAUGAGUGAAUAACAGGGGUGGCCGAGGUCAAGGGGUGGGGCAGUUCUGUGUGGGAGGAGUCAGGAAGGUUCUGUAAGUGAUGACCAGCCUCUUUCGACGAGGUAACGCGAACGGUAAACAUGGCAACAGUACGCAGGGUGGCGAUGUUGCCUCGUCUGAGCUUAACAACAGUAGGCCUCCCCGUCAAGUCAGACGCCUCGAAUUUACCCAAGCUAUGGAUGACUUUAAGACUAUGUUUCCCGGCAUGCAGCAUGAAGUUAUCGAAUGCGUGUUGAGGGCCAACAAUGGUGCCGUGGACUCCACAAUUGACCAGCUCCUGCAGAUGAGCCUGGACAGCCAGACCACCGAUGACAGCUCGGAUUCAGAGGAUAGCACUCCUGCAGAGAUCCUGGAAAGAAGGUUAGAGGCAGACAGCUCAGAUGAGGAGCCUCCACCUGUCUAUCCCCCACCCUCCUAUGACAUGCACAUCUAUGAUAGAAAACAUCCCGCUGAUGUACCAUCCACCCCACCUCCCAGGUUCAAUGAUCGCCCUCCUUCAGGGCAUCAGCAUGUUGGAGGAUACAGGAACUGGAAUCCACCGUUGCUAGGCAACCUCCCCGAUGACUUCCUGCGGAUUCUGCCUCAGCAGUCAGAAUGUCUUCAGCGAUCUCAAAGUGGUCUCUCCCAGCCUUCGUCUUCCUCUUCAUCCUCCCUGUCAUCUCUAACGCAGCUCUCAUCCAGCAGCAUAGUCCCUUCGGGUGGCACUUGGUCAUCUGACCCAGACCGAAAGUUGAAGCAGUACUUGGAAGAUGAACGAAUUGCCCUUUUCCUGCAAAAUCAGGAGUUCAUGAAAGAACUACAGCGUAACAGAGACUUUCUCAUAGCUCUGGAGAUAGAUCGUCAGACGUGUGAGAAAACACAGUGCGGUCACUCGUCUGUUUGCGAGGAGAACUCCACUGAAGGUGAUAACUGCGCUUCUGGCUCUGAAGAGGUCUGCUCAUCUGGCACUGAUGAUGCCUUAUUCAUGGAGAAACUCAAGCACAUGGGCAAAUCUACAAGAAAGAAGCUUUUUGAGAUUGCUAGAUCUUUCUCUGACAAGACAAGAAAGAAGAAGUUCAAGAAGAAAGCUCUGUCCAAACACCAUUCCCUGGGCUCUGCCACCUCCACCGUUAAUCUGCUGGAAGAUCUAGAAGGACCUCCACCAGCAGAGAAUGACAGCCAACGCAAAAGGCUAUCGGGAAGAGAUGAAGGGGAGGGGUCAAAUAAGGCAGUGACAUCAUGAUCCUGGCUCUCUUUGACCAUUUCAACAGCCCUAAAAUUGAAAGCAUCAUCAAGAUGAAGAUUUCACCCAUUAGUGUCAUGCAAUGCUUAAAUCACCCGAGCCAUUACUGUAUGUAAUAUUCUCAUUCAACAGUCUCUCGUUCAAUGUCUGACUGCCAUGCCGUGGGAUUCAGGACUCAAAAAACCAUAAGCACAAAACCUCAUCAUCACUCAGCUAGAUGUUAUCUCAGGAUUAUGAUCAUAGUUUUAGUAAUUGCUCUCUCCACUUAUACACAAAAAAACUUAUUUACCAACCCACAAUCGUAUUUAAUAGGUAAUGUUACAUUGAUAUCAGCUGUUGAUUAAAGUAGCUAUCAAAUUUAGUUAGUGUAUGUUUUCAACCCACCCAGAAUGUAAAAUCAUCCUCAACAUGUUUUAGAUUUCAUUUUAGAAGUCAUUAAUGAAGGAAAACUCAUCAAAAGGAUUUGAAGUAGUUUUGUGUAGCCAGCUUUUAUUUGCUGACUGUUUUCUGGUGGUUGUUUGUAUUUACACUGGGACAGUAAAUUUAUCUGAUGUUUAUCAGCUCUUUCUAAUUUUUCUUUUUCGUGAUGUGGAUUUUCAAGAGGAUUUGUUAAUAAAUUAGGCUAUUACGAAAUGUUUGCCUGUGUAACUGUUCACACAAAAUUAAAAUCCUGCCAUUAUUUACUCAU